UACAUAAACAAACACGUGGCAUUGUGAUUGUAACAAAUACCUACCAGUACAUAGGCAUAGUGCAGAGGUAACACAAUACCAAAAUUCUUCUGCAACUUUUUCUUCUUACAUUCAUGGCUAAUCCUUUUUCGUCUUCUUCAUCAUGUUCCUUGUUGAACUUGAAACAGCAUUUCAUUGUUAGCUUUCUCUUUGUCACCUUUACCAUAACUUCACAUGUGAAUGGAUGUUUCACAUCAAUCUUCAGCUUUGGUGAUUCCCUAGCUGACACCGGAAACUUACUUCAAAUUUCACUUUCAGAAUCCAGCAAGCUUCCUCAAAGUGCUUUCCCUCCAUAUGGACGGACCUUUUUUCAUCAUCCAACAGGGCGAUGCUCUGAUGGCCGGCUGGUUAUAGAUUUCAUUGCUGAGGAUUUUGGAUUACCGUUUUUACCACCAUAUUUUGGAGGUGAAAAUGGAAGACCAAAUAACUUUCAGAAGGGUGUGAAUUUUGCUGUGGAGGGUGCUACCGCACUUGAUGAUGAGAUUCUCAAAGAAAGAGGAAUCACUAAUCCGAACACAAACGUUACUUUGGGAGUCGAAUUGGGGUUUUUCAGAGAUGUUUUAUCAUCUCUCUGCUCAUCUUCUUCAGAUUGCAGAAAGCUCCUUAGCAACUCUUUGAUUGUUAUGGGAGAGAUCGGAGGAAAUGAUUACAAUUUCGCAUUCGAGGAAGGGAAAAGCAAUGAGGAGACUCGAGAGCUUGUUCCUCUAGUUAUUGAUACCAUAGCUUCAGCAAUCCAUGAGUUGAUUGAGUUAGGGGCAGUCACAUUUUUGGUCCCUGGAAACCUACCAAUUGGAUGCCUCCCAUCAUAUCUGACAAACUAUCAGGGUUCAGAUGAGGAAGAAUAUGAUCCCUUAACCGGUUGUCUAACAUGGCUGAACCAGUUCUCUGAGUACCACAAUCAAUUGCUUCAGGAAGAACUUGCUAGAAUCCAAGAGAUUCAUCCCCAUGUCAACAUUUUUUAUGCAGAUUAUUACAGUGCUGCAAUUCGUUUCUACCUUUCUCCAAAGCAAUUUGGGUUUAGAAAAGAAACUCAGAGAAAAGCAUGCUGCGGAGGGGGAGGUCCGUACAAUUUCAACUUGUCGGCAGUUUGUGGUUAUCCGCUGGUAACAUCCUGCUGUGAUGACCCUUCUUCGUAUGUAAGCUGGGAUGGUAUACAUUAUACAGAAGCAGCCAACAGAUUGCUUUCGAGGGCCAUAUUAGAUGGACUACACACUAAUUUUCCCAUUUCAAAUAGCUUGUUUCAGUCAUUUACUGUACACAACAAACAUAGCAAUAGUUGAGGGCAGAAAUUGAGAAUCUUAAUUUUAGAAGGUAGGUCAUGGUGUGUUGGAGUUAGGCUCAGUUUGCAAUACUCCUUAAUAUGAAAAGUUUGUUUUCAAUUUAGAAAAGUAGUGCUGUGUGCUAAUUACAUGUCUUUUACUUGGUGAUUAUUUAGUUUCUUUUAUUUGGUGGUUAUUUGGUUUUUCAUGUUAAUCAUAUUUUGACAGUUAAAGUAAAUGUAAGGAACAACUCAUAAACUUAGUGAUGUGACAAUCUUAAGUA
Messenger RNA from Theobroma cacao (cacao), 1581 nucleotides. Its product is annotated as GDSL esterase/lipase At1g28570-like. Gene Ontology annotation, molecular function: hydrolase activity, acting on ester bonds. The record is from RefSeq and is a predicted model, not a curated record. NCBI's taxonomy places the organism in Eukaryota, Viridiplantae, Streptophyta, Magnoliopsida, Malvales, Malvaceae.